This is a messenger RNA of Thermothelomyces thermophilus ATCC 42464, 545 nucleotides long. RefSeq lists its product as uncharacterized. The record is from RefSeq and is a predicted model, not a curated record. The annotation marks the transcript as partial. NCBI's taxonomy places the organism in Eukaryota, Fungi, Ascomycota, Sordariomycetes, Sordariales, Chaetomiaceae. The transcript has a single exon.
UUCUUCGUUCCUGCACAGUCAUACUUCCAGUACCACCUGAACGUUCCAUUUGCACAAUCGCAUUGAGCGAUCUGCGCUUGCAUUUCUUCCCACAGCCACCCACCUACCCCCUCUCCUACCCAAAAAAAAACUCCCGAGGCUCCUUCUCUUUUUUUUCUCUUGGCCUUCCUUCCGUCACGUCCUGCCUUGUGAUCCAGUGUCUGGGUCUCCUUCCAUAGCGUGCCUUGUUUCUGGUCUCACGCGCUCCAGGCUCCAGCGGCACGCCCCAGCCAUGUCGGACGAGAAGCCGCCCCCCUCCGACCUGGAAGUGGGCGAAUUGGCGCCUCAGCAGACUGAUUCGCUCCACGAUGGGUCUCCCCAGCAGAGCCCUGCCGCGCCUAACUACACGCGCAGGCAGGAGGCCCGCGUUGUCAUGAAGUUGGAUUGGAACCUCAUGACGCUGUUCUUCGCCUUGUGUAAGUGAAUGCCGCCACACCACCUGCCUUGCCUGCCUUGCCUGCCUACCCCGCCUUCUCAUGUCUCAUCUUACCUCCCCUAUUGAGAAC